GCGGCGGAGCCGGAUGCGGGCGGUGCCGCGGCCGCCGCUGCCCUGGGGAUGGGCGGAGCCCCGGCCGCCAGUGCUGGUGGCCGCUGCGAGCGGCCGCCUCUUAUCCCGCGCGUCGCUGCUUCCCAGGGCGGCGGUAUGCUGGGGAAAGGUGUAGUCGGCGGUGGCGGCGGCACCAAGGCGCCCAAGCCCUCCUUCGUGUCGUACGUACGCCCCGAGGAAAUUCACACAAAUGAAAAGGAACUAACAGAGAAGGAAGUAACUCUUCGCUUGUUGCCAGGUGAACAGCUGCUCUGUGAAGCCAGCACAGUACUGAAGUGUGUCCAGGAAGACUCCUGUCAGCGUGGAAUCUAUGGGAGGCUUGUCUGCACAGACUUCAAGAUUGCUUUCUUGGGCGAUGACGAAUCUGCAUUGGAUAAUGAUGAAACGCAGUUUAAGAAUAAGGUUAUAGGAGAAAAUGACAUUACCCUCCACUGUGUUGAUCAGAUUUAUGGAGUGUUUGAUGAGAAAAAAAAGACUCUCUUUGGACAGCUGAAGAAAUACCCUGAGAAACUCAUCAUCCACUGCAAAGACCUCCGGGUAUUCCACUUUUGUCUGAGGUACACAAAAGAAGAGGAAGUCAAAAGGAUUGUCAGUGGCAUAAUCCAUCAUACCCAGGCCCCUAAACUGCUGAAACGAUUGUUUCUGUUUUCCUACGCGACUGCAGCACAAAACCACACAGCUACUGAUCCCAAGAACCAUGCCGUAAUGUUUGACACACUUCAGGACUGGUGUUGGGAGCUGGAGCGGACCAAAGGCAACAUGAAGUACAAAGCAGUGAGUGUCAAUGAAGGCUAUAAAGUCUGUGAAAGGUUGCCAGCAUACUUUGUUGUCCCCACCCCUCUUCCUGAGGAGGACGUGCCACGCUUCCAUGGUCACGGCAUACCCAUAUGGUGUUGGUCCUGCCACAGCGGAUGUGCCCUUUUGAAAAUGUCAGCACUGCCCAAAGAACAGGAUGAUGGCGUUUUACAAAUCCAAAAGAACUUCUUGGAUGGAGUUUAUAAGACCAUCCACAGGCCACCCUAUGAAAUUGUUAAAACUGAAGACCUGUCAAGCAACUUCUUAUCCCUGCAGGAAAUCCAGACGGCCUACUCUAAAUUUAAACAGCUGUUUCUGAUAGAUAAUAGUACCGAAUUUUGGGACACAGAUAUAAAAUGGUUUUCCCUGCUGGAAAGUAGCAGCUGGCUUGACAUAAUCAGACGCUGCCUGAAAAAAGCAAUAGAGAUUAUAGAAUGUCUAGAAGCGCAAAACAUGAAUGUUCUUCUUUUAGAGGAGAACGCUUCCGACCUCUGCUGCCUCGUUUCCUCUCUGGUGCAAGUGAUGAUGGACCCCCACUGUCGAACCAGGUUCGGUUUCCAGAGCCUUGUCCAGAAGGAGUGGAUCGUGGGCGGACACUGCUUCCUGGACCGCUGCAACCAUCUACGUCAGAGUGACAAGGAGGAGGUUCCCGUGUUCCUGCUCUUCUUAGACUGUGUCUGGCAGCUGGUGCACCAGCAUCCCCCAGCGUUUGAGUUCACGGAGACGUACCUGACCGUUUUGUCAGAUAGCCUGUACAUACCUAUCUUUAGCACCUUCUUCUUCAAUUCGCCUCAUCAGAAAGAUACAAACAUGGGCCGGGAAGGCCAGGGCGCACAAAGCAAGCCUUUGAAUCUCCUCACCGUGUGGGACUGGUCUGUGCAGUUCGAACCCAAAGCCCAGACGUUGCUCAAAAACCCUCUUUACGUGGAAAAGCCAAAACUGGACAAAGGCCAGCGGAAAGGAACGCAUUUCAAACAUCAACGACAACUUUCUUUGCCACUCACCCAAUCUAAAUCAUCUCCCAAAAGAGGAUUUUUCAGGGAAGAAACAGAUCAUUUAAUUAAAAACCUUCUGGGCAAGAGAAUUAGCAAACUGAUUAAUUCCUCUGAGGAGCUGCAGGACAACUUCCGAGAGUUCUACGACAGCUGGCGCAGCAAGCCCCCCAACUACCACGGGCUACUGCUGCCUCACAUCGAGGGGCCAGAGAUCAAAGUGUGGGCCCAGCGCUACUUGCGGUGGAUUCCAGAGGCCCAAAUCCUGGGUGGUGGCAGAGUGGCCACCCUGAGCAAACUCUUGGAGACGAUGGAGGAAGUCCAGCGCCUACAGGAGAAAAUCGAGGAGAGACACCACAGCCAGGAGGCCCUCCAGGCAGAGGCCGCCUCGCUGCUGAGGACCUCAGCCCGCCUGUCCUCCUUGUUCCCUUUUGCGCUGCUGCAGCGCCAUUCCUCCAAGCCAGUCCUGCCCACCAGCGGGUGGAAAGCUCUGGGAGAUGAAGAAGACUUGGCCAAGCGAGAAGAUGAGUUUGUGGAUCUAGGGGAUGUGUGACUGGUCUGCUCAGUGGAGGUAAGAGAGGCGUGUCACAGGCUGAGGCAGGAGCCAGACACGUCUGCUGUCUGCAUCGGGCUGUCGCGCUGAAGCUGACUACUGGGAGGAAGCCUGGGCCUUCAGGAAAAGAGCUGGUCCUCAUUUCCCUCUCCAACCCCCAUGAUUCUGAAAGACUAUGCAAUUAAAACCAUAGCUCUAGUAUUAUUAGUGGAAAGGAGUUACUGCUUGACCCAUAAUACAACUGUGGCCAGUGUCUUCUGCAUUAGUAUCAUACAGACCCUGCGGUAGCUGGUUUACUACUUAGAAAGGGCCUUGGUAAGAUGUGCUUGGACUCCAUACCGUCUUCAGAUCUUUGCUGUGCCAGCGUGAUUUAUCCAGUCGUCGGGAGUAGUAAGUGUCUCUCUAGCCCAUCUCGGCUUGGAACAAGUCCAACUUUACCUGAUGUGUGUGUGGCGAGUUGAGAGAUUCAAACAGAGGCGUUUAGAUGUAUGGCCUUCACUUCCAAACCUUAGCGUCUUUCCUUUCUGCGUCCUCUUGCCACGCGUGUCACCAUCCUGACGUUUCCGAGCAUCCUCAGGCUGUGUCACUUUAUGUGGGACGGGGGACUGGCUCGGGGGCCGGCAGCCCCGGGUCCCCCGCCUGCUCUGUACCACUCGCCACUGCCCCUGCACGCUGCCCACCUUGGUGCACGUGGUCCCGGGAUCUUGCUGCUAAACCUUUUGGGCAAACUGGGGGACUCCCUUUGGUUUGCCCAGAAGAGCUUCCACUUUUCUGGAGGCGUGCAGUGUUUGAAAGCAGUUGCUUUGCCUUUUCCUAAUAGCACGCCGGGGCGUCAAGCGUCUGUGCCCGCCGUCCUCAGGACGGUUUCCCCAGAUUCUGUUACCUUAUAGACUGAUGAGUAGGAUCGCUGUUGAGCGUAGCUUUCAUAGGGAAGCGGUCAAGCAGAAAUAUCAGAAGUGAUGGUGAUCACAUAGUACCUCAGCGAUUUAAAAAGCCAUAGAAGAAACUUGACUAUGCCUGGUAACCUUCCUGGAUCUGCUGUCUAAAUGAUAUAUAUUUUUUAAAUGCAGGAAAGUACACUUUGUAAGGACCAGUUUUUUCAUUCUCCAUGGAACCCUGUUCAAUUCCACAAAAGGAAGGGGAAAGAAAUUAUCUCGCAUUAGAAUGUUUCCUAUCGAAAGUUUGCCUUUUAUAUCCAUUCGUUCUCCAGUGUAGAUCCCAAUUUGAAUAUUGCCUGUUUAGAAAAACUUUCAGUUGCUUAAGGGCAAUAAGAAAUUUUGAAACUAUUGACAAAGAGGAGUUUCUCGGUUUGCACUGAAUCGUCUUUUGUACACACAAGAAAUUGCUUUGCAGUCCUCCCCACGCCAUGACAGUGGAGAUUGAGGGGAGGGUAGGAUUCAUGCAUCUGGGGCCAAACACAUGCCCAGUCUUGGUUGCCUUAAGAGUCUCACUAGUAAGGUCAGUGUUGGGCUUGCAGUGGGGAUUUUAAAAUGACCCUAGUUCGUUGGCUACCUUCUUGUACGUUCUGUGGGCCUUCUUAAACUAGCACUAACCUCCCUUCCCUGCCCCACUGCCUCCCAGGUACACUAUGGAGCUAACUAGUUUUGUUACCAUAUUAUAAUGGGAAUAUUUAUACAGUAGCCUCUUCAGUCUUAAGCUCUUAGUAAUUUUCAUUCCAAAAAUGCCUGGUGUGAUGCUCUACACUCCAUAAGGUAUGGUUUAAAGGCACAAGGUCACGGCCCCUGUCAUAGUGGUUGAAUGUGCAUUGAAAUAUUUUUCUAUGUUUUUUUUUUUAAUAAAAUUACGAUAGAAAAAUAAGCUGUUUUAACACGUAAGGUCAUGACAGUUUAUGUAUUUAUAUUUGAAAUCAGAUUUCUAUAAAGCCGUAUUUGUGUACAGGAUUCUCAGUGGGUUUAUAUAUUGUGACGUUUUUAUUCAAGAUUGAGAUGUGGAUUAUGCUUACCAGUAAAAGCUGAAAUGAGACCAUUUACUUUGUCUGAAAUGCUGCACUGUGCACGUUUGGAAAUGUACAUUAACUUCCUGUAUGUAAUAUCUUGAGUUUGUUUAUACCUCCAAGUUUUUACACUGAAGAUAAAUUAGCUUUAAUUACAUUCAAAACGUUUUUUAAAAAAGGGAAUAAGCUGUUGGGCUAAAUCUGUAUAAAUGUGCUUUUUAUUUUCUGGAUGUACAAUGAGAGUUUAUACUUGUAUUUCACUGCAUCAUAUCCGAUUGCAGAAAUUAAAGCACAAUUUACAAUACUGUA
This is a messenger RNA of Globicephala melas (long-finned pilot whale), 4642 nucleotides long. RefSeq names its product myotubularin related protein 12 (gene MTMR12). Gene Ontology annotation, molecular function: phosphatidylinositol-3-phosphate phosphatase activity. Lineage: Eukaryota; Metazoa; Chordata; Mammalia; Artiodactyla; Delphinidae. Gene Ontology annotation, biological process: phosphatidylinositol dephosphorylation. Gene Ontology annotation, cellular component: membrane; cytoplasm. The record is from RefSeq and is a predicted model, not a curated record.